CGCAGCUCUUCCACCCUAUGCACUAGCUGCUUUUUUGCAUAGCCAAACCUGUCUGUUGCAUUGCAGCAUCGAUAGGAGGCCUUGAGGAAGGUACCAGGAGGCCUUGGUGAGGGAUGAUAGGACCCAGCCAGCUGCUGCAGACCUCCCCAGUGCCUUGCAGAGCAUCCUUCCUGCACUGAUCCUGGGCCCCCCAUUCCUGGUGACUACCCCCAUGCCUAAUGCCUGACAAUGGGAUGGAUCUUUGCCUUGCUCUUCUCUUUCCUUUGCGCCCCCAGCUGCUUUGCCUUUAGCUCCCACUUUGACUCUGAUGGAGCGCCACUAAGUGAGCUGUCCUGGCCAUCCUCGCUUGCGGUGGUGGCGGUUUCUUUCUCUGGACUCAUCACUUUCAUAUUCCUCAUGCUGGCCUGUCUGUGCUGCAAGAAGGGGGACAUCGGAUUUAAGGAGCUUGAUAAUGUGGAGGGAGAAGACUACACCACAGAAUUCUCUAUCCAGAGCUCUCCGGCCGCACAGAAUGGACCAGAAGUUUACGUCCUUCCUCUUACAGAAGUAUCGGUGCCGAUGUCGAAGCAGCCGGCAAGAUCAGUACAUCUUCUUAAAUCCACGGACCUGGGACGACAGAGCUUGCUGUACCUGAAGGAGAUUGGGAAUGGCUGGUUUGGCAAGGUGCUGCUCGGGGAGGUGAAUUCUGGCCUCUCCAGUACUCAGGUCGUGGUGAAGGAACUUAAAGUCAGCUCCAGCGUGCAGGAGCAGAUGCUGUUUCUGGAGGAGACACAACCCUUCAGGGUCCUCCAGCACCCCAACCUUCUUCAGUGUCUGGCGCAGUGGGCCGAGAUCACCCCUUAUCUCCUGGUCAUGGAAUUUUGCCCGCUGGGGGAUCUUAAAGGAUAUCUCCAGAGCUGUGCGGCCACAGAGUCCACGUCGCCCGACCCCCUGACCCUGCAGCGCAUGGGCUGUGAAGUUUGCUGCGGGCUCCUUCACCUGCACAAGAAUAACUACACCCACAGUGACCUCGCUCUGCGCAAUUGUCUCCUUUCGGCUGACUUGACUGUGAAGAUAGGCGACUAUGGGCUUUCGCAUUCUAAGUAUCGGGAUGACUACCUUGUGACGUCGGACCAGCUGUGGGUUCCGCUGCGCUGGAUCGCACCUGAGCUCAUUGAUGAAGUACAUGGGAACUUGCUGGUCGUGGAUCAGACCAAGGCCAGUAACAUCUGGUCCCUGGGCGUCACUCUCUGGGAGCUAUUUGAAUUGGGCCGUCAGCCUUAUGACACGUACUCCGAUCGGCAGGUUCUCUGCUAUGUUAUCAAGGAACAGCAGCUCAAGCUACCUAAGCCCCAACUCAAGCAACUCCUCUCGGACCGCUGGUAUGAGGUAAUGCAGUUUUGCUGGCUGCAACCAGAGCAAAGACCCUCAGCCGAGGAGGUGCACCUUCUUCUCUCCUACUUGAGUGUCAAGGGCGCUGGCGAGCUGGAGGAAGAAUUUGAAAAGCGCUGGAACGCCAUGAAACCCAAUGGUGGUGCAGAUAGCGGGGUCCACCAUGACACAGAGCUGUCAUCCUACCCGCUACUGGAGCAUUUCUCCUCUGAUGGAUUUCAUUCUGAUGGGGACGAUGUGUUAACUGUCACUCAAACAAGCCAGGGGCUCAACUUUGAGUAUAAGUGGGAGCGUGGGCGUCAUGAGCAAUAUCCACUGAGUCCUGGUUGCCAACCGUACCAAGACAUGUACUACACCACAAGCUCCGGAGACAGAAUCAGUCUGGGUGUGUCGCCAUCUGGAUAUGAGAAUAAGGACUGCAAUCCUGACUCUCGGCCCCUUGAGUUGGUACCAGUCGUGAGUGCACGCAGUCCAUCAGUGGCAGGGGACUACUACAUCCGUAUUGAGGAACAUCUAGGCGGCAAUGUCCAGCAGGACUACAGCCCACAGCAUGAAGAAUGUGGAGUAAAAGAAGAUUCUGGGACAGAAGAGGAACCCUGUGGUAAUAGUCCUUCUAUAAGCCUUUCUAUGGAGCCCCUUCUGGUACAUGUCGAUGGUCCUGCUGAAGAUACCUGUUGGCUUAGUCAUGACAAAAACCUAACUUCUUGCUCCACUUCUGAAGAUGAGGUAGAUGAACAUCCUGUGGAGGAAAAUGACAGGUUGAAGAAUUUCGUUGACCCUCUUAGAGCUUCACCAUCAUUUAAUCAGUUAUGCCAAGCAAAGCCUGGCGCAGGAGAGAUACCACUGCCAAAUUUUUUAGAAAGUGAGGACACUGGGCCGAUCUGUAUGGAGAGAUUGGAUUCUGUUACGAUUAAUGCUGAAGAUGUCUUGCAGCAAAGUGACUUUCAAGACAUAUCUGAGAGGCCUUCUCAGCUUUCUGUAUUUUCCCCACAUUGGGCAUCAAACAUUUCAUCAAACAAUAAUAUCUCCAGCGAACCCCAGCAACACAGCCCAGGUGUCUGGUGCAACCACCGCUCUGAAGACACCCAGGAUAAUGAGGUACUACCUCCAUAUGGACCUGAAACAUGGCAGGUCAUGGAGACUGGUGAGGGUGACAAUAAUGUGUCAAUAGCUGAAGGAUUACAGGAAGAUUUUUACAAGGCUGAGGAGAAAAUGAUCCAGGAAUAUUCAGAAACUCAGGUCUCACCUGGUCCAUUCUCCCCUGCUGCUGCAGAAAACACACAAGCUAAUACCACUGUAACACACUCCAAUCAUGUCCCCCAUCCUCUAGAGUUUCCAGGCAGUCCAGAUGUAAAUUCGGGUCAAGAAAUGGAUCCUCUUGGGGUAGGUUUGGUGACACAUUGUGAAGUUUCAGAGUCUUCAUGUAACCUCCAAAUCACAGAAGAGGACGACAUAUUUAAUGCUGUAUCUCAUGGUGAAUUGCUGUCUCCAGAUAAAGAGAUAAAGAGCCCAGAGAAGACUGUCCCUAAGGACUUUUACCAGAUGCAGAGUGACAGUGAAGAUGAGGAUACCAUGGAGCUAACUUCAGGGGUGUUUACAGACCUCUCUAGUGAGAGAGGGGAUAUGGCUCCAUCCUUUAGGUCCUUGCAGAAACAGGUGGGGACUCCGGACUCUUUAGAUUCUUUGGAUAUGCCAUCGACAGCCAGCUCCUGUGAGGCAUUUGGCAUGGGAACCUAUGUCCCCUGUGCCCAGCACAAAGCACUGGACAGUGGCUAUGAGACGGAGAACUAUGAGUCUCCAGAGUUUGUUUUGAAAGAACCACAAGACAACAGAGAAACUGAAGUUUAUUACCAGCUCAGUCAGUCCCAGGAACAUAGCCUGGAACCUGGAGAUAUGCCAAUGUCUCGUUCAGUAAGCAGUGAUUUACAAGGACUAGAUGCCAAGAAUCCCUACCGAGAUUCUGCAUAUUUCUCAGACUAUGACUCCUUUAAUCGUGAGGAAGAGGAGGAGGGUGACCGGGGAGAUGAAAGCGAGCCGCAAGAAGUCUCCGAGAGCUCGCUGUGUACUAAACUUGAUAUAGAAACUACUGUGUCAGAUUUAGGAGGGAAAGUCGAGGACUUAAAUGCGGAUCAAGGGGCCAACGGGGAAGGAAGUCUUCCUGAGAUAUCUCUUUCUCCUCUACCUUCUACUGCUAUAAAGGAGGGUUCAUUGCUGGAGCCUCCUCUGAUAGUGAGGGAAGAGUCAGUGGAUGAAGGUUUGGGGUUAGACUGUCAUAAGGAUUCUUCCACUGAGAAAGAAUCUGAUAUAAGUUCAUCCGUAGAGCCAACCCCUUCACACAGGACCUUCACACUGUCUCCUGCACAGCUGUGCCUGACCAAAACAUGCAUGGUCAAGCCAGGUACAGCAGGUAGUAUCACACUGACCACUGGUCUGCAGGCAGAUGACAAGUCAACAGGCAAUAGAGAAGCACUGGGAGCCUCUCAUCUACCCAAAUGCCUUUCUCCUCCACUGAUACGGAAGGAGGGUAGAGUUGGUGACUCCCCAGAUGAUGAUGACGAGGAUGAAGAAAGUGAUGACAGUGACGAGUCUGAUGAAGAACUCCGUUGCUAUAACAUCCAGGAGCACAGUGAAGAGAGCGAGGAAGAACACACUACUAUACCCAUUAUUAUCACAGAUAAUGGGAGCUGUGGGCAUCUCAGAAGCCUCCUCAAGACGCCUAGUUUCUUGCCUCAAGCUGAACCAACAGAGCUGGACAGAAAAAAGAAAGCUGUCUCUUUCUUCGAUGACGUCACAGUCUAUUUAUUCGACCAGGAAAGCCCAACACUGGAGAUACCGGAUCAGGAAUUUCCUGAACUUCCUUCUGUACUGCAGGAGAUGAAUUUUAAAGAGCCCACAGACCAUCUCUUAGGCAGCGGUGAGUUUGAGUGGGAGGAGCCCUUGCCUACUAAACCUGUGAAAUCCUCCUUCAUCACCUCACUCACACCAGUCGUGCUGAACACUGAAGUCGACAGCGCUCCCGAUCCCAUGCCUGUACCCACAGCUGUGCCCAUUCCCGUGCCCGUCCAGAAGCCGCAGCUGCCUGUUCAGUUUUCCAGAUUCAGCGUCUCUCCAACUGCUGUGUCCCGAUUCUCUAUAACCCAAGUGGCCGACCACGCCAUGGGAUCACUGGAAGAAAAAGUGAAGCCUGGACAUCAAGUCUAAUGUAGCAACGAGCUGAUUUUUACUUGGAGGCUUCUGAAGCUCAGGACUGGACAACCCACCACACCAUGGAGCUGUCUGGAGAAAGGUCUUACUGUCUAUUGAUUGCUGCUGUCAAGGAACCUUUCAUCCCCGGAUGCCCGGCGGUGUAUGCAGGUGGCACAUAUUUGUGGUUUGCACCUGUACCAGUGUGUCUGUAGGACCGCGUGUUUGGACUGGUUCAUAUAUGUGCUGAUCUUCUCAUGAAUGUGGGUAUGCAAUGACCACACGUGUACAUAGUGUCACCUACCUAUAUCUUUUGAAUUCCUUUCAUGGAGGCAAUUAAGAUAUACCCAUGACCCGCACAGGCAGCCAUUUUGUGGACUUGACCACUAUUUCACCUGUCACUAGAGGCAGCAAAUUAAAGGCACAAAAUGGCUGCCUCUAGUGAUUGGGGUGUGAUUAUAUUUUAAACUGAGGUUUAGAUGGACUCCCACUAACUCAGACCAUGGAGGAGAAGAAGAAAAAAAAAAUCAUCAAAAGACUAUCCUGAGCCUGGACAGACCCUCCCCACCCCCAAUAAGAC
Bufo bufo (common toad) is the source of this 5134-nucleotide messenger RNA. RefSeq names its product apoptosis associated tyrosine kinase (gene LMTK1). The record is from RefSeq and is a predicted model, not a curated record. Lineage: Eukaryota; Metazoa; Chordata; Amphibia; Anura; Bufonidae. Gene Ontology annotation, molecular function: ATP binding; protein tyrosine kinase activity. Gene Ontology annotation, biological process: peptidyl-tyrosine autophosphorylation; brain development. The transcript has 14 exons. The coding region runs from base 229 to 4572 and encodes 1447 amino acids.